Molecule: messenger RNA, 645 nt
Organism: Effrenium voratum
Lineage: Eukaryota; Dinophyceae; Suessiales; Symbiodiniaceae
Source: the annotation of a GenBank genome assembly
AUGGUGGCGGGACUGCUCGAGGCUGAUGCGGGCUCCGUCAAGGUCUGUGGCAUCGACGCUUUUGCGGACCCGAUUGCCGCCAAGCAGGUCCUGGCCUGGGUUCCGGACGAACCCAUGGUCUACGACAAGCUGACACCGCUCGAAUAUCUUGAGUUUGUGGCAGGCCUCUGGAGCAUGGAACCGGACCUUGCGCGUUUCAGGGCCGAUACUCUGCUCGACUCCUUCGGACUUGCGUCUCAUUCCAAUGAACGUUGUGGCGGGUUCUCCAAGGGGAUGCGUCAGAAAGUGGCGCUUGCCGGUGCCCUGAUCCACGAACCGCGUUUGAUAAUCCUCGACGAGCCGCUCACCGGACUUGAUGCAGGGUCUGCGCGGCAGGUGAAGAAGGUGCUGUCCGGCCUUGUUGCGCAGGGCGUGUCGAUCGUCAUGACGACGCAUAUCCUUGAAGUCGCGGAGCGGAUGGCUGACCGGAUCGGGAUCAUUGCGCGCGGACAGCUCGUUGCCGAAGGCACGCUGGAAGAGUUGCGCGAACGAGCGAGCGCCGACGGCAAUUCCCUGGAGGACAUUUUCCUCAAAAUCGUGGGCGGCGGCUCCGAAGGCGGCGCACAAACGAGCAAAGCAGAUUACCCUGACGAGAAGGUGGCAUGA